Messenger RNA from Nematolebias whitei (Rio pearlfish), 1595 nucleotides. RefSeq names its product regulator of chromosome condensation 1 (gene rcc1). NCBI's taxonomy places the organism in Eukaryota, Metazoa, Chordata, Actinopteri, Cyprinodontiformes, Rivulidae. Bases 83 to 1339 code for a protein of 418 amino acids. The record is from RefSeq and is a predicted model, not a curated record. Gene Ontology annotation, molecular function: guanyl-nucleotide exchange factor activity. Gene Ontology annotation, cellular component: cytoplasm. The transcript has 10 exons.
CAUGUCUGAAGAUCGGGAACAGGCUGUGUAUGGUCACCUCUACGUAAACUACAAACUUCUUUAAGUUUUCAGUGUUGCUGCCAUGCCUCCCAAAAAGUCCAUCAACAAAAGAAAGUCUUCAGCUGCUGUAGAAGAUCUUAAACUAUGCAAAAAAUUAAAAGUUUCACACAGGAGUCAUUGCAAGGAGGUGGGCCAAGUUCUAGUUUUGGGCCAGGGUGAUGUUGGGCAGUUGGGCCUAGGUGAGAGUAUCACUGAGAGGAAGAAGCCAGCCCUUGUGUCCCUACCAGAGAAAAUAGUGCAAGUGGUAGCAGGAGGCAUGCACACAGUGUGUCUCAGUGAAACAGGUCAAGUCUACACUUUUGGCUGCAACGAUGAGGGAGCUCUUGGACGGGACACGUCAGAAGAAGGAUCUGAGACGCUUCCUCAAAAGGUGACUCUGGACGAGAAGGUGGUCCAAGUGUCUGCCGGGGACAGCCACACAGCGGCACUCACAGAGGAUGGAUCAGUGUUUAUCUGGGGCUCCUUCAGGGACAACAAUGGAGUUAUUGGCCUCCUGGAGCCCAUGAAAACAUGUCUUGUUCCUGUUAAAAUUCCCCUCACAGAGCCUGUCAUGAAAAUAGCCUCAGGUAACGAUCACGUGGCACUGCUGACGCUGGAUGGGAAUCUGUACACGUCGGGCUGUGCAGAGCAGGGACAGCUGGGACGAGUGCCAGAGCAGUUUUCAAACAGAGGGGGCAGGAAAGGUCUCGAGCGACUGCUAGUGCCACAGAUGGUGAUCGUCAAAGGGAAAAUCCACUUCACUGAUGUGUUUUGUGGGGCAUAUUUUACAUUUGCUGUGUCUAAAGAAGGAUACGUGUAUGGAUUUGGCCUCUCGAACUAUCACCAGCUGGGAACUAAAAGCACCAAGAUGUGUUUUGUCCCUGUAAAGCUGACAUGUUUCAAGAACUCUACAACUGCCUGGGUGGAGUUUUCUGGAGGGCAGCAUCACACCAUCUGCCUAGAUGCUGAAGGCCAGGUUUACAGCAUUGGUAGAGCGGAGUACGGACGCCUUGGUCUGGGUCCAGGAGCUGAAGAGAAAAGCGAGCCCACACCUGUGAAGGGGAUAGAGCCGGCAAGAGGCGUAUCCUGUGGAGCUUCGGUCAGCUACGCAGUCGCCAGAGAGGGAUGUGUGUAUGCUUGGGGCAUGGGCACCAACCUGCAGCUUGGCACGGGGGAGGAGGAUGACGAGUGGAGCCCUGUGAAGAUGACGGGCAAACAGCUGGAGAACCGUGAAGUACUCAUGGCGUCCAGUGGAGGGCAGCACACAGUCUUACUGGUCAAGGACAAGCAGGAGAGCUGAUGACCCUCUCAGGCAGGAUGACGGGGAGUGUUUGACCGUUUUCAACGUGGGGCCUUGUUCAGGGUGCUCAGUUUUAAAUAGGCUGUUAAUCUAUAUUUGACUGGCUGUGCUGAGCCAAAACCUGGGGGGGUUCAGGGUAGAGGUCAGGUUUGAAAUAUUUUUAUGAAGAAUUACUUUCUUCUUAACUGGGGAGGAAGUUUGUUAGAUCAUGAAAAAGAUACAUUUUUAACAAUAAUUAUUAUUUUUUUUAUGUUUC